AUGGUGCAUCUUGGGGACGCCUUCCCUGAACACCAUCAGCAGGCAGAGGUGGGUCGGGUGACAGUGGAAGUCAUCAACACCCCAGACCUGUUCAGUGCCAAAGACACAGAGACAGAGCCAGGGUGUGGGGAGAGAGGCCACUGCUACCUUCUAUCGUCCCCAGGGCCCCACGCCCUGCUCCUGGUGACCCAGCUGGGCCGCUGCACCGCCCAGGACCAGCAGGCCGUGCGGCGGCUGAGGGACAUGAUUGGUGACGGCAUGACGGCAUGCACGAUCGUGCUCUUCACGCAGAAGGAGGACCUGGCAGGGGACUCACUGCAGGACCAUGUGUGCUGCUUCGACAACCGCGUGCUGCAGGAGCUGGUGGCCGAGUGCGGGCGCUGCGCCUGCGCCUUCGACAACCGCGCCACCGGCUGGGAGCGGGAGGCCCAGGUGGCCGAGCUGAUGGCGCUGGUGGAGCAGGUGGUUGGGGCCCACCGGGGCGCGCCCUACACCAACGACGUGUACCGCCUGGCACAGGCGCUGGGCAGCAUGCACCCCAAGGAGUGGCUCCGUAGGGUGGCGGAGACCAUGGUCACCCACCUGCAGAGGCAGUGGGGGCAUGGUCUGCUGGCCAUGCUGUGGGAAUGGAGGAGGGCACCCUGGAGCCAGGCCAGGCUGGGUGUGGCCGCCAUGCUGGGGGCCCUGGACCUGCUUUACCUGCUGCCCUCCAGGCACUGGCAGGACGCCUUGGGUGACGUCAAUCCUGACUGA
Messenger RNA from Ceratotherium simum simum (southern white rhinoceros), 753 nucleotides. The record is from RefSeq and is a predicted model, not a curated record. Lineage: Eukaryota; Metazoa; Chordata; Mammalia; Perissodactyla; Rhinocerotidae.